GGAGACUGUAGAGGUAUUCUCUUAUCUGACACUUUAGGGUAAGAGGAUACUGAACUAUGGAGCUGAUCACAGAUAGACUCACAUUUGUUUUAUAGAGGAGAUUCAGUCGCACAGGUUUAGGAACAACGCAGUUUUUGGAUUUACCUUUUAUUACCGUGUUCUUUUAUUUGCACCAUCCACCGUUGAAAAUGGCUUCAUCCGGAGUUUGGAUUAACGCAAUGUGGAUUUUCCUUUUUGCUAUUUUUCACGUGGCUUUGUCAAACUAUUCGGAGGACCAGUGCAGCUGGAGAGGAAGUGGUCUGUCCCAGCAGCAGGGCAGUGUGGAGCAGAUCUCCCUCCACUGCUCAGAAGGCACCCUGGACUGGCUGUAUCCCAAAGGAGCCCUGCGUCUCUCCCUGUCCCCCCGCCUGCCCUCUGUGGCGGUGGGUCCCGGUGGCAGCAGCUCAGGCCUCAUCACAGCCUGCGUGAAGCCUUCAGAACAGUUCCAUGGAGCCCAGCUGUACCUGGAGAGAGACGGGGUCCUGGAGCUCCUCGUCGGGGACCGCUUGGAGUCGUCUCCCCCGCCCAGGGUCCGCUGCUUCAGCCGCCUGCCAGGGGAGAAGGUGGCUCUGUUCCUUCAAGCGACUCCUCACCAGGACAUCAGCAGGAGGAUCGCUACCUUCAGAUAUGAGCUGAGGGGCGACUGGACCGCUCGGCUGUCCCUGGACUCACACCGCAUCAACAGUGAAGAUGCCUGCAGACCCUGCAACAACACUGAGAUCCUGAUGGCUGUUUGCACCAGUGACUUUGUUGUGCGAGGUAACAUCCGCUCGGUGGCCGAGGAUGAGACCCUGCGAGCUGCAGUGAUUAAGGUCAGCGCUACGCGGGUGUUUCGUCAGAAGUACGCCCUGUUCACAGGCAACAGUCGCCUGAGCAGCCGGGGCGAGGUCAGGACUCUGCUCCAGUGUGGCGUCAAGCCCGGGCCCGGUAGCUUCCUCUUCACAGGCCGAGUCCACUUCGGAGAGGCCUGGUUGGGCUGCGCGCCCCGCUACAAGGACUUCCAGAGGGCUUAUAUGAUGGCCAAAGCAGCGCAGCAGAUCCCCUGUGAGCUGCCUGUAGACUGAGGAAAAAACACUCUGCAGACACUCAUCUGUUCUCAGAGUCAAGGCCAGACUGAGGUUUAGGCCCAACUUAGUCCUGCUGCAUGUUUCGGGAGAAGCCAGUGUGCAUCUGUUGGCUGAUGUUACAACAUGGCACCGAUGGAAAUCGUCUUCCCAAAAGGACCGAGGAGUGAAAUGGACUUCCCCUAAACCACCAUUUCAGUGCAAUUAGCAGGCAGGAAGGUCAGAAGGAAACAGGUGGAGAUGGGACAUGAAGUGCAGACUAUAGGUAUCUACACACAGAGUAAUGCCAUCAUGCAGCUUCAGAGAAAAUCUCUUACAAAGCUUUCCAUUGGGAAUAAAUGAAGUGGGGCCAUUAGUUCAGGGUUAUUGAGGGUCACUGUGUAGAAACUCAGGAAUAUUUCUGCAAAGUUUGAUAUAAAGCUUACUGCCUAUGAGUCUGCAUCCAAGACAAGAUUCAGUUUGGGCCUCUUUUGUCCAGAGAUGUCUGGUCAUGUUGCUGUAAAAGCCUCACAUGGGCUCAUCUGCAGUGUUACUUUUAUACAGGAUAUUUUAAAAAAAAGCUCUCUAAAACAUUUUAAAAGAUUAUAUAUUUGCACUGAUGAAGGGAAGGGAACAAACUGUAAGGUGUGACGCUGCAAGCACUGAAAACCAAAAAAAAAGCAACUAUAUGUAGCAUAGCAGAGGGAUUGAGAAUUUAAUAUAUGUACAGAUGAUGUGAUGCACGUACAUGAUAGUGACACAGAGCUGAGCAGCUAACACAGCUCAACGUGGUGCUGAGAGCACUUUUACAUUCAAGCCAACUCUGAGAUUUUUAUUGUGAAAGGAGACGCCCACAUUAAAGAAGCCUGUUUCAUCUGGGUAAAUGGAUUUGAGAUUGUCGAGCGUUCUCUAGUCUUCUGACUACUCAAAGCGCUCACACGGCAGGUCACACCUGCACAUUCACACACUGAUUUUUCCAACAACACAUUUCAUCGUAGUAGCAAUGCAAUUUAAUUUUUUUUUUAUUUGACUGAGAAUGAUUGAAAACAUGUUUUGGAGUGGAUUUUCAGCCUUGUUGCCAAAGCAGUUCUUAUUUUUUGUUGUUGAUUAGAUGAUGUCAAGUAAAAAAAAAAAAAGUGUAUUAUCAUCAAUAUUCACAGAACUGAUUACAACUGCCAGUAAGACAUCAAUUAGACAUCAAAACAGCUUUUGGUGUGAAAACGUGUCAUUGAACAAGGCAAGCUCAAUAGAAAGAUUAAAUAUGCAUUUAUUCAAAAGUCUGUCCUGUUAAAAUGACUUCAUAUCUUAUGUGCACUAUAUCAACAAGUUGAGGGGUUCAUACCAAAUAACUGUUUGUGCUGAAGCUCUGUUAAUAUCUUAAAUGCAUACACUGCCAUUUUUUUGUUGUCUUUAUGUAAAUUUUUGUCCAUAUCAAUGUGAAUGUAUAUAUGUUCAUAAAGGAAAUUCUAGAAAAAGAGUCUGUGGAAAGAACUAAAUUGUGUUCAGUAUUGUGGAUUAUUUUUAUGUGUCUGUGUUAUUAAAAUAUCCUGUAAGAAAA
Messenger RNA from Labrus mixtus (cuckoo wrasse), 2640 nucleotides. It is a transcript of the gene metrn, whose product is annotated as meteorin, glial cell differentiation regulator. Gene Ontology annotation, molecular function: hormone activity. The coding region runs from base 189 to 1103 and encodes 304 amino acids. The transcript is spliced from 4 exons. Gene Ontology annotation, biological process: glial cell differentiation; positive regulation of axonogenesis. The record is from RefSeq and is a predicted model, not a curated record. Lineage: Eukaryota; Metazoa; Chordata; Actinopteri; Labriformes; Labridae.